AUUUUCUAAUGGUAUGUUCCAAUCACACGUGCAGCUGAUCGUGUCUGGAACUGUUUUGGUUGUGUUUUCUCCGACUUCCAAGGAUCACCGUACAUUCUUCUCGACAAGAUCGGUCACCAUGAGCGAAAGAAACAGGAAUCAGCUUCCCAACAACCUUCCCCAACUACAGAACCUCAUCAAAAGGGACGCAGAAUCCUACAGAGAGGAGUUCUUACAGCAGUACCGACAUUACCAGUCCAAUGUGGAGAUCUUCCGCCUGAAGCCUCAGCAGUUUUCCAAGAGUCUGGACGAUCUGGUCAUGUUUCUGGCACAGGUUGCCCAUGCUUACCCUGAAGAUCUGGCUGAUUUUCCCCAAGAGUUGAAAGAUCUCCUGAAACAGCACAGCACAGUAUUAGACCCCUCCUUACGAAUGACGUUUUGCCGUGCCCUUAUCUUGCUGCGCAACAAGAGCCUGAUCUCACCAACAAGCCUUCUUGAGUUGUUCUUCGAGUUGUUCCGCUGUCAAGACAAGCUCCUUCGGAAGACCCUGUUCACGCACAUAGUGACGGAUAUCAAGAACAUCAAUGCAAAGCACAAGGAUAACAAACUCAAUACGACAUUACAGAACUUUAUGUACACAAUGUUGAGAGAUAGCAAUGCUGUUGCUGCCAAACAGUCCUUGGGUGUGAUGGUGGAGCUGUAUCACCGGAAUGUAUGGAAUGACGCCAAGACAGUUAAUGUCAUCGCUACAGCUUGUUUCUCCAAAGUUACUAAGAUUAUGGUUGCUGCACUGAAAUUCUUCCUUGGAAAAGAUGAAGAAGAGGAGAAUGGCAGUGACUCAGAGUCUGAGGAGGAGGGACCAAAGGUGAAGGACUUGAUGCUGAGACACACAGUCACACACAAGACCAGGAAGAGACAGAAGAAACUAGACAAGGCUUUGAAAGCCUUGAAGAAACACAAGAAGAAGAAGAAAGCCGAACCUUUCAACUUCUCUGCACUUCAUCUUCUUCACGAUCCACAAGACUUUGCAGAGAAGCUCUUCAAGCAGCUGGAAUCAUCAACAGAGAGGUUUGAAGUCCGACUGAUGACCAUGGACCUCAUCUCUCGUCUGAUUGGACUACACCAGCUUAUCCUCUUCAACUUCUACCCUUUCCUGCAACGGUUUAUGCAGCCCCAUCAGAGAGAGGUGACCAGGAUUCUACUCUGUGCUGCCCAAGCCUCUCAUACCCAGAUACCGCCUGAUAUCCUACAGCAGAUGUUGAUGACGGUAGCCAACAAUUUCAUCACGGAGAGAAACUCCAAUGAAGUCAUGACAGUAGGAUUGAAUGCAGUACGAGAGAUCUGCGCACGAGCUCCGCUGGGCAUGAGUGAGGAUCUACUCCGAGAUCUGGCUCAGUACAAAAACUACAGAAACAAAAAUGUGUUGAUGGCUGCUCGCUCCCUGAUUCAGCUUUACCGACAAGUCAACCCUGCGCUGCUGCACAAGAAGGAUAGGGGCAAGCCCACCGAGGCCAGUGCUGAGGCAAAAGCUCUCCAGUAUGGAGAAGUGGAUGCGAAAGACUAUGUACCCGGGGCAGAAGUGCUUCCAGAAGAGCAGCCAGAACCAGAGGGUGAAGAUGAUGGUUGGGAGGAGGCCAGCUGCAGUGAUGAAGAUGAUGAUGACAGCGAGGGAUGGGUGGAUGUGCAGCAUUCCUCAGAUGAAGAACAGGGAGAAGACACUACAGCAGAGGGUGAGAAGUUAACACCAGAGAUGGCCAAGAGAAAGGCAGCUGCCAUCAGCCAGAGUAGGAUCCUGACACAGGAAGAUCUAAAACUCAUCAGAGCAAAACAGAUCUCCAAAGAGAUGGAGAAAGCUGCACCCAAGGGAAAGGGGAAAAAGAGAAAACUUAUUCAGAUUGAAGACAGAGACACAGGUGCGGAGUUGCCAUCUCUGUCAGACAUUGAGAGAAUCCACAAGAAGCCCAAAUCAGACAAGGAUACACGACUGGCCACUGUCCAGGCUGGUCGGGAAGGAAGGGAAAAGUUUAGUAGCAAAAAGCACAAGAAGAACCAGCGGUCCAGCACAACAAACAAGGAAAAGAAGAAGAACAAGGCUUUCAUGAUGAUGAAACAGAAGAAGCAGGUCAGGGGGAAAGGGAAGAGAUCCUUCAGAGACAAACAGAUUGCACUAAGAGAUUCACUUCUCAAGAGGAAGAAGCAAGCGUAGUCCAGGAACAUUGAAAGCUAGAUUUGUCUUGUAUGGGAAGAACACAAUGUCAUAUUACUAUGUUACAAUGAAAAUCAGACUACCUUGUAUCAUAUUCCAUACUGUAUCAUGCAGCACUGAAAUGGAAUUGAAUUAUGCAAAUUAGAACAAUUUACUUGAUGUUGCCUCCUUGUUUGUUAUUCAUACAACAUUUUGGUUUUCCCAAUCCAAAAACAAAGAAUGAUGCUCUUGUCCCAUCCCUUAUAACAUUCUAUGUCUGCAUUUCGACAAUUUAACUAAGUCGGUCUCUGCUCUAUUAUUAUAAAUGCUGUAUGUAUCUACUAUUCCACUCAAUAGCAAUUGUCACAAAUGUGCACAACUAAGUAGAUGUAGUUGAUGAUAAUGUUACAGUCACUGUUAAUCAGUUUACCUGAUGUUGAUCUCAGGAUUAUCUACAAACCACGAUACCCACUGUGUGGAUUGCAUUGAAUUCCAUGAAGCUAUUUCAGUGUGAUUUUCUUUUACCAAACAUGCAAUGCAAGGAAGCUGGUCAAUUAUGAUUCAUCAAUCAAAGUACGAUGUGGAAUAAAUCAACUCCUAAAAAGUUA
Messenger RNA from Branchiostoma floridae (Florida lancelet), 2772 nucleotides. Its product is annotated as protein SDA1 homolog. Gene Ontology annotation, biological process: ribosomal large subunit biogenesis; ribosomal large subunit export from nucleus. The record is from RefSeq and is a predicted model, not a curated record. Lineage: Eukaryota; Metazoa; Chordata; Leptocardii; Amphioxiformes; Branchiostomatidae. Gene Ontology annotation, cellular component: nucleolus. Bases 14 to 2185 code for a protein of 723 amino acids. The transcript has 26 exons.